AUGAGACUUCAUAACCCCUCUCUAGAUGCAACCCAAUGUGCUGAAAUUGAAUCGUUUGGCAAGUGGAUCUUAUCUAUUGGUGAUGGGACUAUUGCUGCCGAGCAAAGGGGAGAGGAACGUGAGGCUUCAUGGAUUACAAUUCCUGAUGAUCUGUUAGUGCACACCGACGGUGAUAAGACUGCUGCCCUUGUGGCAGAGGUGUUUCCAGAUUUUAUUAUGAAUUACAAAAAUCCUGAAUAUUUGGCCACACGUGCUAUUGUCUGUCCUAACAACCAAGAUGCUGAUGACAUAAACGAUUAUAUCGUCAAACUGGUCCCUGGAGACGAUGUUCAGUAUCUUAGCUGUGACACAAUAUCUAAAUCAACUGAACAUAUACCUGAUUUUGAUGUCUUGAUUUGGGAGUUCAACGAUCUUCAAGAUGAAACAAAGCUGCUGCAUACUGAUCUGGUGUUGCUCGAUGAAGAGGGAAAUAGCAUUCAUGCACAAAUCUACCCACCUCUCCCUGAAAAAUUCAAACCUUUGUUAAAGGAAGGAAGAGUUUACAAUCUCUCCUUUUUCCAAGUUAAAAAGGCAAACCGACUUUACAAACCAGUUCAAAAUGACAUUAUGAUCAGCUUUACAGAUGGAUUCACCUACUCCCUUACUCCCAUAGAGAAGCUCCCAUCAGUUUUGGAUAACAAAGAGUACUUUACAGAUGUACUUGGCGCAGUCACAAAGAUCUCGGAUGCUUUGCCAUUACGGCCAAGAUUCCAGCAAGUUGAUACCAUGAAAAGAACUGUGACAGUAUGUGAUGAAAGUGGUUCUUCUCUGGACGUCGUGCUUUGGGGUGAGCGAGCCACUUCAUUCCCAGCUGAACAACUUCAUAAAGAUGGACAGCAUUCACCACAAAUUGUAAUAUUUGUUGGCACUCUUGUGAGGGGCUAUGCUGGAACCAUCUCAUUGUCUAGCGGGUCAUCAUGCAAGUGGUAUAUAAAUCCUGAUGUCCCUGAAGCAAAAAACCUUAUUGCCAGCAUGAAAAGCGUGCACCAACCAGUUGCACUCGCUCCACAGGUAAAAUACAGUGAGCCCAGAACUUCUAUUGCAGAGCACAAGAAAGUAUCUGAUAUCAAGUAUCUUCACCCCUUCAAGAACAAGAAAGUAGAAUGGUUGGUUACAGUGAAGAUAAUGAAGAUUGAUAAGUCAUGGUGGUAUGAGUCGUGCAAGAAAUGUUUCAGGACAUCUAGGCCUCAUGGCAACACCUACAAAUGCUCUAAUCCAACAUGUAGCACCAUUGGUGCGCCUAGCCCAAGGUACAAACUGGUCAUCACUGCUGGGGACGAGACUGGUGACACUGAGUUUGUCAUGUUUGGACGCAUAGCGCAGCGUCUCAUAAAAAAGAUAGUCGAUGCUCUCAUUGCCAAUAAUCCGCCUGGAUUUAUCCCUUAUGAGAUCACUAGGCUACUGGAAAAGGUUUUCACGUUCAAUGUUUGCUUCACAGAGAAUACAAUUUCUUCUAGCAAUGUCUCUUUCCAGGUCAAUACCAUUGUUGCGGAGAUUGACGAUGGGAAUCCUGUUCCACUAAUGCCGGUUGGGUCACAGUCAUCGUCAGCUGUGCUCUCACACCAUGCAGGCAGCAGUGUAGAGUGCACACCAGAAAAGGACUCUGACUUCACUUUACCUUCACCAUCAGCCGGAUCACAAGCUACUCAUGCAUCAAGCACCACACCUUCUAAGACCGUGAUGCCUGACACUGGGCUACCAACUACACCACGGAGCAGCACAAAAUCUGAUAAGAAUAAGGCAGUGCAGGACAAGGACAGCCGCCUUCCAAGUGAGGGCCCUGUUACAGUGUCACCAAUUGUACCAACUUAUUCAACGCCUGAGGCGCAGCAAAGCACAACUAAGAAAAGAAACCGUGCAUCACUCGAGAGAAAAACUGCAAGGAAGAUUGUUUUGGAUGAUGGUGGCAAGAAUGACAGUGGGGAUGAUUCCAUUGCUCCCCCUACUGGCCCUAGGUAUCUCCCACUCUCUGCUUAA
This is a messenger RNA of Panicum hallii, 2016 nucleotides long. Its product is annotated as replication protein A 70 kDa DNA-binding subunit D-like. The transcript is spliced from 11 exons. Gene Ontology annotation, cellular component: nucleus. The coding region runs from base 1 to 2016 and encodes 671 amino acids. Gene Ontology annotation, biological process: DNA replication; DNA repair; DNA recombination. NCBI's taxonomy places the organism in Eukaryota, Viridiplantae, Streptophyta, Magnoliopsida, Poales, Poaceae. The record is from RefSeq and is a predicted model, not a curated record. Gene Ontology annotation, molecular function: DNA binding.